AUGUCACAGUUUGUUUCAUCACCAGCUGCACUUCCUUCGGAUGCUGCACGCUUAUUAAACUCGCAAGUGUCAUCCUAUGGCAGAGAUGUUUCAACUCCAGCACCACCACUAGUAUUUUCCGAUAAUAGUCAGUCGCAACCGGUAGGCCAAUCAUUGGGCAAUAGGGCCAUAACAGGUAGAAGAAGACAAAUCGCAGUGCCCAAAGUUGUUGAUGUUACUGGUGAAAAAGUCCGAGAGAGUUUUGAAAACUUUAUCGAGGAAUUUGUCGAUCCAGAAGAACUCAAUAACCACUGGAAUGGAAAGAUAUAUCUUGCUCAAAUUGAAUCAAUGAAGACGUAUGAAUAUAGCACUUUAUACGUGAACUACCAGGAUUUACUUUCAAGAGAGAAUGGAGUGUUGGCAACUGCUAUAUGCGAGCAGUAUUACAGAUUUUACCCAUUCUUGAUAAAUGGAUUAAAGAGACUUUUGAAAAAAUAUGCACCAUCAUUACUUCAAACAAACUUGAUUGGUAGUAGUAACAACAACAACAACAACAGCAAUAACAACAAGGACAACAACGACAAUGAAGAUGAUGGUCACAACGGGUAUAGUCAAGGCACAUCAUCAACUACAUCACAAGCAGCUAAUGAGAGGGUUUUCCAAAUUUCUUUUUUUAAUAUGCCAACAGUACAAAGGAUCAGAGAUAUCAAGUCAAAUAAAAUCGGAUCUUUAAUGACCAUCUCAGGUACAGUGACGAGAACCUCAGAAGUUAGACCAGAAUUGUAUCGUGCUUGCUUCACUUGUGAUAUGUGUUCUGCUUUGAUUGAAGGCAUUGAACAAGUUUUCAAAUAUACUGAGCCAACUUCUUGUCCUUCGUGUGAGAAUCAAUCUUAUUUCACAUUGAAUGUUGCAAAGUCACAAUUCACCGAUUGGCAAAGAGUAAGAAUUCAAGAAAACGCCAAUGAAAUCCCCACCGGUUCAAUGCCACGUACAUUGGAUGUCAUCUUACGUGGUGAGACUGUUGAAAGGGCCAAGCCAGGUGACAAGUGUAAGUUUACUGGAUGUGAAAUUGUGAUUCCAGAUGUUUCACAAUUAGGCCUUCCAGGUGUCAAACCACAGUCUAUUAGGGAGAACAGAGGUUCAGAACUCAACUCUGGUGUAACGGGAUUGAAGUCUCUUGGUGUAAGAGAUUUAACAUACAAAUUGGCAUUCAAUGCGUGUCAUGUAAGUUCAAUGAUUAAUAAACCUGGUGGUGGAAAGGAGACAGAAUCGGAUACUAGCGAUCAAGAGAUUUUCCUUACCUCCCUCAGCGAUGCCGAUGUCAAUGAGUUGAAGGAGAUGGUCAAAGACGAUUACAUUUAUGACAAAUUAGUUCAAUCGGUGGCUCCAGCAGUGUUUGGCCACGAAGUUGUGAAAAAGGGUAUACUUCUUCAACUUCUUGGUGGUGUUCAUAAGCAAACAGUUGAUGGAAUUAAUUUGAGAGGUGAUAUCAACAUUUGUGUUGUUGGUGAUCCAUCCACUUCCAAGUCUCAAUUUUUGAAAUAUGUUUGUGGGUUUAGUCCCAGAGCAGUUUAUACCUCUGGAAAAGCUUCUUCAGCAGCAGGUUUGACUGCAGCUGUGGUGAAGGACGAAGAAAGUGGGGAAUAUACUAUUGAGGCUGGUGCAUUGAUGCUUGCCGACAAUGGUAUAUGUGCCAUUGAUGAAUUUGACAAGAUGGACAUCGCCGACCAAGUUGCAAUUCACGAAGCCAUGGAGCAACAAACAAUCUCUAUUGCGAAAGCUGGUAUCCAUGCCACACUUAACGCACGUACUUCGAUCUUGGCUGCAGCCAACCCCAUCGGUGGUAGGUACAAUAGAAAAAUUGGGUUGAGGUCUAAUUUGAACAUGACUGCACCAAUCAUGUCCAGAUUUGAUCUCUUUUUUGUCAUUUUGGAUGAUUGCAACGAGAGAGUUGAUACCCAAUUGGCAUCGCAUAUUGUUGACUUGCACAUGUUGAGAGACGAGGCAAUUAACCCACCAUACACAGCAGAGCAGUUGGCCAGGUAUAUCAAGUAUGCCAAAACUUUUAAACCAAAGAUGACUAAAGAAGCCAGGGACUUUUUAGUAGCAAGAUACAAGGAAUUACGUGACGAUGAUGCACAGGGAUUAGGCAGGUCUUCCUACAGAAUUACUGUGAGACAAUUGGAGUCUAUGAUUAGAUUGUCCGAAGCUAUUGCCAGGGCCAAUUGUACCGAAGAGAUCACUCCUAGUUUUGUCGCUGAGGCAUAUGAUUUAUUGAAGCAAUCGAUUAUUAGAGUGGAGAUGGAUGAUAUAGAGGUUGAUGAUGCGGAAGAGGAAGAAGUCGCUUCAGAAACAGUAUUACCCGUUGUCGAUGGUAACUCUGUAGGAGGAGAGCAACCAGCCCCAACACAAGAACCUCAUCUUCAACAACAACAGCAACAACAACAGCAACAACAACAGCAACAACAACAACAACAGCAGCAACCUCGAAAAGCCGAGCCUAUUUCAAUCUCAUACGACAAAUACGUUUCCAUCAUGAAUUUGUUAGUCAAGAAGAUUUCUGAAGAUGACAAGAAUGGCGGGGAUGGAUUGACGGCAGAUGCCUUGGUUGAUUGGUACCUUUUGCAAAAAGAAGAUGAUUUGUUCAGCGAAGCAGAGUAUAUGCUGGAAAGAAAGACGGCAUAUAAGGUAUUGAAAAGAUUGGUCAAGGAUAAAAUCUUGAUGAGUGUGACAAACAAUGACACGGAUACGAUGCCUGAGGAAGGAGCUGGACAAAGUCGAAAUCAAGGACAGCUAUCAAGAACGGUUUAUAUUAUCCAUCCAAACUGUGCCAUUUUGGACUUCUUUGAAAGAGAAGGUACAAGUACAGGUGCCGAGUCAAGUUGA
Messenger RNA from Lodderomyces elongisporus, 2865 nucleotides. RefSeq names its product MCM DNA helicase complex subunit (gene MCM6). Bases 1 to 2865 code for a protein of 954 amino acids. The transcript has a single exon. Gene Ontology annotation, molecular function: single-stranded 3'-5' DNA helicase activity; ATP binding; single-stranded DNA binding. NCBI's taxonomy places the organism in Eukaryota, Fungi, Ascomycota, Pichiomycetes, Serinales, Debaryomycetaceae. The record is from RefSeq and is a predicted model, not a curated record. Gene Ontology annotation, biological process: mitotic DNA replication; double-strand break repair via break-induced replication; DNA replication initiation. Gene Ontology annotation, cellular component: MCM complex; nucleus.